Messenger RNA from Dreissena polymorpha, 2265 nucleotides. Its product is annotated as heat shock 70 kDa protein 12A-like. NCBI's taxonomy places the organism in Eukaryota, Metazoa, Mollusca, Bivalvia, Myida, Dreissenidae. Gene Ontology annotation, molecular function: ATP binding; ATP-dependent protein folding chaperone. The record is from RefSeq and is a predicted model, not a curated record. Bases 277 to 1974 code for a protein of 565 amino acids. The transcript has 7 exons.
UGAAGUGUUCUAUCUUGCCAUAGCGGACAUCGCAGUUCGUUCUCAUGAUAAACACAAUCAUUUCCGUGUACCAUUCAUAUCGGAACGAUUUUUAACAUCACGGCUCGGUUAAUUAAUCCGACUAUUCUUUGGUGUAUGGGAUUUCUGAACGCUGCAGCAUAAUUGGACAUACGUGAACGGGCUUUUGCAGAGGUAGGACAUACAUCAGGACGCAGGAUCACGUGACUUUGUGGGUUUUCCAAAUUAAACAUACCGUUGAUCAUAAAAUAGCCGGAAAUGGAGAAACGCCCCCUGGUGGCGGCCGUGGACAUCGGGACGUCGUGGAGCAGCUGGGUUAUCUCCUUCCGGUCCGAUGUAUCAAGUGAACAAUGGCAGCUCCCGCCACAUCCGACGAAAAUGCCGACAGCGGUCCUAAUAACUCCCGACGGCAAAAAUGUGGCAGCUUUCGGAUUGGAUGCGGAGGCGGAAUAUUCACGCAUGGCGUCAACGGACGCGCACUGUCAGCACUAUUACUUCCGGUUGUUUAAGUUGGCCCUCUGUGGGACAGCGAGGCUUACGCGGGAAACGCCCCUGAAGGACAUCAGUGGGAAAUCGUUGCCUGCUAUGACAGUAUUUUCGCUUCUUGUCGGAUAUAUCCGACAACAAGUGCUUAGUGCGUCUGGAGGCCGGCUGCAGUCUGCAAAUCUCCGUAUCUCCGACAUACACUGGAUUCUGACGAUACCCGCCAUGUGGAGCGAUGCUUCAAAACAGUUCAUGCGUGAAGCUGCCGAAAUGGCAGGGCUGCCAACGUCCAACCUCUCGUUCGUUUUUGAAGCGGACGCAGCUCUCAUUGGCUUCGGCCAGAUGGCGUCUUCAAACUCCAGCGAUACAAUAGAACCAUCUCUAGCAACGGACUCUAAAUACCUGGUUGUGGAAGCAGGUGGUGGCGUUGUAGAACUCGGCGCCUACCGACUCCUCGAGCACGGGCAGCUUCAGCAGUUGCACGUGGCGUAUGGCGGGAACUGGGGCGGCGCCGCCGUUGAGGCCGCGCUUAAAGAAAUUAUCGCCGAACUCUUCAGCCAGACCGUAUACCAAGACUUCAAAAACCGAUUUCCAGUCGACGACAUAGCGUUUUUAAAGGAGUUUAACAUCAAAAUGCGCGGGGUCAGUCCGUGUAGUAACACGAAGUUUACGCUGCACGUGCCAGAGAAACUGAACAACAUAUACGAGCACUCCGCGAAGAAAAAGCUCCGUAAAUCCAUAAUACAAUCCAAAUAUGCGGACGAAAUAAGUCUUGUGAAUGACCACCUAGAGAUAGACGUUGCGUUGUGUAGGCAUCUGUUCGACGGAACGAUCGACGCCAUUAUUGACCACAUGACUUUAAUGCUUCAAGACCAAGACGUGAAAGGAGCGUCAGCCAUAGUCAUGACAGGGGGACUAUCGCGAUCCCUGAUGCUGCAGACGGCGAUCAAGAACACCUUCCCACAGAUGGAAUUUCUCACUCCCGGAAACGCCGAUGAAGUUGUUUUAAAGGGCGCCGUCGAGUUGGGCCACAGUGCUAGGCUGGUGCAGCAGCGGAAGUGCAGCCGGACAUAUGGUCUGGUGAAAACUGUUCCAUUCGACGAGAAAUCUCACGAUCAAAGUAAACGGAUUGAAUCAAAUGGUAAAACCAUGUGUAAGGACAUAUUUGACGUGUUGGUCGAAGCUGGGCAGACGAUCGACGUAGACGAUUCACGUGUGGAGCGUGUUCUGCCACUCGGUACGACGGAAGUGGCCUUGUAUGCGACCUCGGCGAAGCCAGCCCCGAUGUACGUGACUGACGCGGGAUGUCAGAUUGUUGGAAAAACCCGAGUCGACCCGAAGAAUGUUACGGAACGCACAGCUCCGACUCCCGUGGUGGUGUUGUUUGCAUUCAGUGGAACGGAGGUAGAGGUGUACGUGAAAGAUAAAGACUCUGGCGCGAAAAGACAAUUAAAUUUGAAUUGUCUUAUUUGAGACACGUGGGCUUUGAUUAAGUUGUACAGUUGCGGGCUGCACAGGCUAAUCUGGGACGACACUUUACGCACAUGCAUGAACUAUUUUUUUUAUCGUUAUUGUGUUAGAUUCUGAGUGCCUUACAUAUUGCUUGUUUGUAAAUGAAUGUUCAGUGCGAUUUCAAAUGAAAUAUACGGCCUGCAUAAAGAAUCGCCAGACUCUCAGAAGUAUACAUCAAUUGUUUGUCUCAGUUCAGAAGUACAUAAACACGCGUGUUCCGUUUCUGUUAUAAAGUAUUAAAAGUUUAAUGGG